ACUCAUUCAUCGAUCUUGUCAAGCCAAGAUGGCGUCGUUUGGUUUUUGAGAAGAAAGAAGAAUGCAGAUUUAGCUCAUUUAGUUUCCAGUUGAGCAUCAGACGUGAUUGGUCCUCACCAUGGCGACACCCACGCCCCACGCGACGGUGAUCAGUCCACAGGACCUGCUCGCACAGAUGAACAAGUACCGGAGUUACGCCGCCAUUCUCGCCGACACCAACCAGCAGGAUGAACACAGGCUGAAGGUUGCGCAGGAGAUCAGUGAGAAUUUUGAGUCCAUCGUGACGUCUGGCCAGUACCAGUCGUUCCUGGAACAUGCCAUCCCACGCUUCCUCAAGGUUCUACAGGAAGGUAAGACUGUCUUAGAAAGAGACACCAUUUUUGUGCAAGAAAAUCCCAUCCAGCAACUACGGAAACUGCUGUUGGAGAUCAUCCACCGCAUCCCGACCAACGAUCACUUCCGCAUCUACGUCAGCAAAGUGCUGUCCCUCAUGUUCCAGCUUAUAGAGAGAGAGAAUGAGGAGAAUGUUCUGGUCUGCCUGAGAAUCAUCAUCGAGCUGCACAAACAGUUCAGGCCACAGAUCCAGCCGGAGAUCCAGCAUUUUCUCCACAUGGUGAAACAGAUCUACAAGGACCUGCCUGCAAACAUGAACGCGAUGUUUGAGAAGCCGAUUAACGUGACUCUGGACGCGGCGACCGGCCAGCCCGUGGUGCUUCCGCUGUCCGGAACCGUCACCGUGCAGACGGAGAAGGCAGACGGCAGCAAGGAAACUCUGACAGUCCUGUCGAAGGGGAUCAACUCGCUGAAGGUUCUGGCAGAGUUGCCCAUCAUCGUGGUCCUCAUGUACCAGCUUUACAAGCAGAACGUCCACAGUGCCGUGUCAGAGUUCAUCCCUCUCAUCAUGAACACCAUCGUGCUCACUCCUUCAGCACAGGCCAGAGCGUCUCCCCAGUUUAACCGUGAGCUAUACGUGGAUUUCGUUGCGGCUCAGAUCAAGACACUCUCCUUCCUGGCUUACAUCAUCCGUAUCUACCAGGACUCUGUGACGACCUACGCUAACCAGAUGGUGAAGGGCAUGCUGUCCUUGCUGACCAACUGUCCGCAGGAGGUCACUCACCUGCGCAAGGAGCUGCUCAUCGCAGCACGGCACAUCCUGGCAACCGACCUCAGGAACAGAUUUGUCCCCCACAUAGACCGGCUGUUUGAUGAGAAGGUUCUGAUAGGAACGGGCUGGACGACACGGGAGACUCUCCGCCCGUUAGCCUACAGUACCCUAGCAGACCUGGUGCACCAUGUGAGACAGCUCCCGUUAGCCUACAGUACCCUAGCAGACCUGGUGCACCAUGUGAGACAGCACCUUCAGCUGUCAGACCUGGUGCUAGCUGUCCAUCUCUUCUCUAAAAACUUGUAA
Branchiostoma floridae (Florida lancelet) is the source of this 1411-nucleotide messenger RNA. Its product is annotated as transformation/transcription domain-associated protein-like. Gene Ontology annotation, biological process: regulation of DNA-templated transcription; DNA repair. The transcript has 16 exons. Bases 119 to 1411 code for a protein of 430 amino acids. NCBI's taxonomy places the organism in Eukaryota, Metazoa, Chordata, Leptocardii, Amphioxiformes, Branchiostomatidae. Gene Ontology annotation, cellular component: nucleus; NuA4 histone acetyltransferase complex; SAGA complex. Gene Ontology annotation, molecular function: transcription coregulator activity. The record is from RefSeq and is a predicted model, not a curated record.